This is a messenger RNA of Gigantopelta aegis, 1128 nucleotides long. RefSeq lists its product as uncharacterized. Lineage: Eukaryota; Metazoa; Mollusca; Gastropoda; Neomphalida; Peltospiridae. The annotation marks the transcript as partial. The transcript has a single exon. The record is from RefSeq and is a predicted model, not a curated record.
AGUAGCACCAGUAGUAGUAGUAAUAAUAAUAGUAGUAGUAGCACCAGUAGUAGUAGUAGUAAUAGUAGUAGUAGCACCAGUAGUAGUAGUAGUAAUAGUAGUAGUAGUAGUAGUAAUAGUAGUAGUAGCACCAGUAGUAGUAGUAGUAGAACCAGUAGUAGUAGUAAUAGUAGUAGCAGCAGCAGCAGCAGCACCAGUAGCAGUAGUAGUAGUAGCACCAGUAGUAGUAGUAAUAAUAAUAGUAGUAGUAGCACCAGUAGUAGUAGUAGUAAUAGUAGUAGUAGCACCAGUAGUAGUAGUAGUAAUAGUAGUAGUAGUAGUAGUAAUAGUAGUAGUAGUAGUAGUAAUAGUAGUAGUAGUAGUAGUAAUAGUAGUAGUAGUAAUAGUAGUAGUAGCACCAGUAGUAGUAGUAGUAAUAGUAGUAGUAGUAGUAGUAAUAGUAGUAGUAGUAGUAGUAAUAGUAGUAGUAGUAAUAGUAGUAGUAGCACCAGUAGUAGUAGUAGUAAUAGUAGUAGUAGUAGUAGUAAUAGUAGUAGUAGUAGUAGUAAUAGUAGUAGUAGCACCAGUAGUAGUAGUAGUAAUAGUAGUAGUAGUAGUAGUAAUAGUAGUAGUAGUAGUAGUAAUAGUAGUAGUAGUAGUAGUAAUAGUAGUAGUAGUAAUAGUAGUAGUAGCACCAGUAGUAGUAGUAGUAAUAGUAGUAGUAGUAGUAGUAAUAGUAGUAGUAGUAGUAGUAAUAGUAGUAGUAGUAAUAGUAGUAGUAGCACCAGUAGUAGUAGUAGUAAUAGUAGUAGUAGUAGUAGUAAUAGUAGUAGUAAUAGUAGUAGUAGCACCAGUAGUAGUAGUAGUAGUAGCACCAGUAGUAGUAGUAGUAAUAGUAGUAGUAGUAGCACCAGUAGUAGUAGUAGUAGUAGCAGUAGUAGUAGUAGUAAUAGUAGUAGUAGCACCAGUAGUAAUAGUAGUAGUAGCAGCAGUAGUAGUAAUAGCAGUAGCAGCAGCAGCAGCAGUAGUAGUAGUAGCAGCAGUAGUAGUAGUAGCAGCAGUCGUAGUAACAGUAGUAAUAGUAGUAGUAGUAGUAGUAGCAGCAGUAGUAGUAGUAGUAACAGUAGUAGUAGUAGUAGUAGUAGCAGC